Molecule: messenger RNA, 1147 nt
Organism: Diospyros lotus (date-plum)
Lineage: Eukaryota; Viridiplantae; Streptophyta; Magnoliopsida; Ericales; Ebenaceae
Product: gibberellin 3-beta-dioxygenase 1-like
Exons: 2
Coding region: 1-1044 (347 amino acids)
Biological process (GO): gibberellin biosynthetic process; response to light stimulus
Molecular function (GO): gibberellin 3-beta-dioxygenase activity
Source: RefSeq, a predicted model, not a curated record
AUGGGUAGUACUCUUUCGGAGGCUUAUAGGGAUAGUCCUCUCCAACUUCACCACAUCGUCCCCCUCGACUUCCGCUCCGUCCAAACGCUCCCUAACUCGCAUGUAUGGUCUCAAUCCGAUCGCGACUUGCCGUGUGGAGUCCCCAUCGGCGAGGAUUUGCAGAUCCCGGUCAUCGAUCUCUUGGACUCCAAUGUGGAGGAAUUGGUCGGCGAUGCAUGCCGAGCAUGGGGGAUAUUUCAAGUCACCAACCAUGGACUUCCCUCGGAUCUUCUGGAGGACGUGGAGUCCAAGGCUCGGCGUCUCUUUGCCCUCCCGGCUGGGCAGAAGAUAAAGGUCUUGCGCUCACCGGAUGGAUGCACAGGCUAUGGCAUGGCUCGGAUUUCGCCUUUCUUUCCCAAGUUCAUGUGGCAUGAAGGCUUCACCAUGAUGGGUUCUCCGGUUGAUCAUGCUAGGGUUCUUUGGCCACAUGACUACAAACGCUUUUGUGAGGUAAUGGAGGAGUACCAGAAGGCGAUGAAAACCCUAGCCCACAAGCUCCUCCUCAUAAUCCUCAAGUCCUUGGACGUGUAUGAAGAGGAGAAGCAAUGGUCAGCCAUGGUCCAAAACUCCGACGCCGGCGCCCUUCAACUCAACUCUUACCCUUCAUGUCCGGACCCGACCCGGGCGAUUGGCUUAGCCCCGCACACCGACACGCUGCUCCUCACCAUCCUCAACCAAACCCGCGACACAAAGGGCCUCCAAAUCUUCAGAGAAGGAGUUGGCUGGGCGCCCGUGUCUCCGGUGGCCGGAGCACUCACCGUCAACGUCGGCGACCUCCUCCACAUCUUCUCCAACGCGAAGUUCCCCACCGUCUACCACCGUGCCGCCGUGAACCAGACGUGCCACCGGCUCUCCGUGGCCUACUUCUACGGCCCCCAGGCCGAUUCCAUUGUUGCGCCAUUCUCCAAGCUUCAGUCGCCGCUCUACCGGUCGCUGACAGUGAAGGAGUAUGUUAGCCUCAAGGCCAAGCAUCUUGAGAGAGCGAUGUCUUUGAUUAGAAUCUGAGUUUGAUGUUCAGAGAUGGAUGAUUGAAUCGAAAUGCCGUGGAAGCAUCGGUCUUCACUGUUGCUGUACUAUGUAUCAGAAGACAAUUCAACGUUAAAGUUUA